AUGGAGGACGGGACCGUGGACGACGGCAGCGAGAAGGCGCACCAGCAACUCCGCCGGCUGCUACAGGAUGCGGAGCACCGGCAGUACAUCGUGCCUUACGGGCAGACUGUGAAGGAGCCUGAGCCGACAGUGGCGGUGCCCUUGUCCGAGUACCGCGACCUGCAGGAGGUCGCCAGGCUGCUGCAACGCCACCCCCUGAAAGACCGCUUCGGCCGCAAAAUUCCCGUCGUCCACGCCAAGCCGGCGCCGCCCCCGGUCCUCGGGGACGCGCCGGAGCCGACGCUGGCCCAAGUGGAGGCCGAUAUGAUGGGCCUCUCGGCUGCCACCCACCCCCACCUCGCGGCGCUCGUCUCGAGCCUCAUCAGAUACAGCGCCGCCGCCGGGCGGCCGCACCCCAAGAACCCCGUCGCGCUCGUCCACGAGGCGGCGCAUGCGCUGUCCUGCUGCCUCGACUACACGUUCGAGCCGCGGCCGGCGCCUGCGGCUGGCUUUGCCGUGUCGAUCUCGACGCGACCCGUGCCCAACAACGUGCCGCAGACGCCCAGCAGGGAGCGUGCCAAAGAGGCGCUCGGCCUGCCUUUCCCCAGCACCGACGAGGCGGCCGCCGUGCUCGGCCGCGCCGCCGGCGAGGGGCCCAACAAGCGCGACGCCAAGAACGCGGCGUCGGCGGCGAUGCUCGAGCGCGCGCUGGCCGCCAAGCCAGGGCUGGCGACGCUGACGUGGCGGGCGGCGGUCACCAACUUCCCGCUCGCGCCGGAGAGGUGGAGCGCGCCCCAGCCGGCCGGCGCCGGCGCGGGCGCCGCCGGCGGGGCUGCGGCGGGGCAGAACCAGGACGCGGCGCCGCCAAAGGAGAAGAAGACGCGGAAGCAGCAGCAGAAGGCGGCGCGGCUGGAGGAGCAGGAGGCAGAGCGGAAGAGGAAGGAGCAGCAGCAGGCGGGGGAGGGGCAGCGGGAGGGGGGCCAGCAGCGGCCGGCGCAGCCGGGCCCAGCAGGGCCACCGGCGGGCCAGAGCCAGCAUCGGCCGGCUCCGGUGGAGCAGGAGGUUUUGCAAGAGGGCGACGGCAGCACAGACACCGACGCCGGCGGCGGCGGGGCCGGCGGCGGCGGCGCCGUGGCCGCGCGGCUCAAGGCGGCUGAGCUGCCGCUGCUGCAGCGGCACCUGCUCGCGCUCGCCGCGCGGCAGCCGGGCGCGCCGGCGCCAACGGCGCUCGCGCUGCUGAACCAGUACGCGCCCGCGGCGAUGCUCGAGGUGGAGUAUGCGGAGCACAUCAAACACAACGGAACCACCGCCCAGACUUAUGAGGCGACCGCCGUCGUAAGCACGCGCCUGCAGCGCCAGGAGGUCGCGCGCGGCGCCGCCUCGGCGCGCGGCAAGCGCGACGCCCGCCAGCUGGCGGCCGCGGACGCCCUGGAGAAGCUUCUCGCCGGCCACGAGGGCACGCGGCGCGUGGCGGAUGCCGAGGAGUCUGGAGAGGCGGAGCGCAUGCGGCGCGGCAAGCGCGGCGCGCCGCCGCGGGCCAGGAGCGUGCAGGACGCGCGUAUCGAUUACAGCCGGCCCCUGGACAAGCGCUUCAAGCACGGCGGCACAACGGAGGACACCGGCGGCGGCGACCAGCUGGUGCCGCAGCGGCAGAGGUGGGGCGUGGGAUACGGCUCGCAGGCGGCGUGGCAGCAGCAGCAGCAGGUGGUGGCGCCUCUGCCGGCGCAGGCGGCCUUCCUGGGGUAUGCCCAUGGCGUCUCGCAUGCAGCGCCGGCAUCGGGGGCGGCGAGGGCGCCGAUGGUCAUGGUGUAUGGCGGUGGCGCGGCAGCGGCGGCGGCGGCGGCCGAGAAGCAGCUGCCGUUUUACUCAGGCGCAGUCACUGAGGCGCCCGGCCAGCACGUGGUGCAUCCGAGCCAGCAAGCGUAUCCUCAGCAGCAAUAUCCUGAGCACCAGCAGCAGUAUCCCCUGCACCAGCAGCAGCAGUACGCCCAGCAGCAUUACCCCCAGCACCAGCAGCAGCAGUUCUCCCAGCAGCAUUACCCCCAGCACCAGCAGCAGCAGUGCACCCAGCAGCAUUACCCCCAGCACCAGCAGCAGUACCCCCAGCAGCAGUACCUGCAGCAGCCGCAGACCCAGUACCCUCACCAGCAGCAGGCCGUAGUGGCAGCAACACAGGGGCAGUGCGCAUAUACCGCGCCGGUGGGGGCUACGAUGGGGUACGGCUCCUACUGA
Messenger RNA from Monoraphidium neglectum, 2211 nucleotides. RefSeq lists its product as hypothetical. Lineage: Eukaryota; Viridiplantae; Chlorophyta; Chlorophyceae; Sphaeropleales; Selenastraceae. The coding region runs from base 1 to 2211 and encodes 736 amino acids. The transcript has 2 exons. The record is from RefSeq and is a predicted model, not a curated record.